Periophthalmus magnuspinnatus is the source of this 648-nucleotide messenger RNA. It is a transcript of the gene sdhdb, whose product is annotated as succinate dehydrogenase complex, subunit D, integral membrane protein b. Bases 61 to 537 code for a protein of 158 amino acids. Gene Ontology annotation, biological process: tricarboxylic acid cycle; mitochondrial electron transport, succinate to ubiquinone. The transcript has 4 exons. Gene Ontology annotation, molecular function: heme binding; ubiquinone binding. Gene Ontology annotation, cellular component: mitochondrial envelope; membrane. Lineage: Eukaryota; Metazoa; Chordata; Actinopteri; Gobiiformes; Gobiidae. The record is from RefSeq and is a predicted model, not a curated record.
ACCUCUUUGGCUCAGAAACUACUUCCGGGUAACGCCAGUGACCUUGUUGGGUUGUCCAUCAUGGCGUCCAUCGUCAGGUUGAGUUCUGUAUGUCGCAGAGGAGUAAAACCUCUGUUCUUCCAAACCACAUUGCUGGCCAGGCCUCUGGUUGUGCCACACAAAUACCAGGAGCAGCCAUACCAGCUCACAGCAAAGAUCCAUGCAUCUCAGGCUCUAUAUGCGGGCUCUGGCUCUAAAGCUGCCUCCAUGCACUGGACAGCAGAGCGUGUCCUGAGCAUCGUGCUACUGGCCAUGGGCCCUGUGGCCUACCUUCACCCUGGUCCGGUCAUGGACUACUCCCUGGCUGCAGCCCUCACUCUGCAUGGGCACUGGGGGAUUGGACAGGUGUUGACAGACUAUGUUCACGGAGAGGCAAAGAUCAAGAUGGCCAAUGCAGGACUCUUCCUUCUCUCCACUGUCACCUUUGCAGGUCUCUGCUACUUCAACUACCACGACGUGGGCAUCUGUAAAGCUGUGGCUUUGCUAUGGAGCAAAUAAAUAAGACUGUGGACAGGAAGCCGUGGGAGGGGAGCGCUCAUGUCCUGGCUCAUUGUAAAAAUACCAGGGAUUCUAUGUAAAUUGUUAUAAAUAUAUAUUAUUUUGAAAACA